Linum tenue is the source of this 304-nucleotide messenger RNA. The record is from the annotation of a GenBank genome assembly. Lineage: Eukaryota; Viridiplantae; Streptophyta; Magnoliopsida; Malpighiales; Linaceae.
GAAAUUAUUAUCACAAACAAAGAAGUUUGAGAGUACACUAACGCAAUGGACGCCAGGGCUAGAAGAAGCAAAAUUUGGGAGAAUUUCACUCAAGUUGAAUCAGAGGGGGAGGUCAAGCUUCAAUGCAACCAUUGCAUGAUGGUUUUUGGAUGCUAUCCUAAUAAGAAUGGGACAGUUUCACUUUGGAGGCAUCUUAAGAUGUGCAGUAAGAGAAAUCUUCAAGAUUAAUGGAGCCUUAUGUACUUUUCUGUAUUUCAUUCUAUUGUAUUUGCUUAAACAUCAUGUAAUGGUCUCAACUAUCAAG